This is a messenger RNA of Guyanagaster necrorhizus, 549 nucleotides long. RefSeq lists its product as uncharacterized. The transcript is spliced from 4 exons. Bases 1 to 549 code for a protein of 182 amino acids. NCBI's taxonomy places the organism in Eukaryota, Fungi, Basidiomycota, Agaricomycetes, Agaricales, Physalacriaceae. The record is from RefSeq and is a predicted model, not a curated record.
AUGUCUGUGAAAAUGACGAUGUACGAUAUCUUCCUGAAAUUUGGCUAUGCAAUCCGCAUUCGCUCCCAGCAAAUAGAUGCCUCAGAUGGCGCUCGGAAGGAGCACUAUUUAGUAUUUGAGCCACACUUUUCAGUUGAUCAUGCUCCCGAGAAGACUGUGUUUUCCGGUGACAUCGACAUGCAGGAUAGUCGGCAUGACAAUGCGCUAAUGUAUCUUAAAGUCAUGCCCCGCGUACUCACUCGCAUGGAUAACCUUCAAUCUCUAACUCUCCCUUCGUUUGAUAUCCACGUUGUGCACCAUCACUCUGUCUUUGGUCUCCACCAUAUCAAAUUUCGCGACGCACAUCUCUCCGGGCAGACCGAGGCUGAACUAUUCACCUGGAUAGUUGGACAAACCGACAUUGUCUCCUUGCCUUCCCGCUACCAUAAUGUGUGCAUGACUUCUUCUCUCAGUACCUACGACGCCCAGAUGGCUAUCUUUAUUUCCCAUGCCAUCUCUGCGGCCGUUCCAGCCCACUCCUACGCUGGCUCAAAAUUCGUCCACACAUAG